AUGGGUGGUUCCUUGAAACGAAAAUCACAGGCUCUUGGCUCUCAGAUUUCACGGACAAUCAAAAUGGCACGUUUUAGUGCUUCUCCAUCGCCCAUAGAAUCACUCCCAAACGAUUUAUUGAUCGAAGUUCUAGCAAAAGUUGCAGCUUCUUCAUUCACCGACUUAGUCCAGGCCAAACUAGCCACUAAAAAAUUUCUCGAAGCAUCAAACCACAACUACAUAUUCCAGCACGCAUCUCUUGAAAACUUUCAGAAACUUCUAUGGAACAACAGCAAAGAGUUUUGGUCGUUCAUGGAAAAAUGCAACAAUAACGGAAACCCAGAGACUUUAUACCAAAAGGGAAUGUUGAAAUUCUUCACUCAUUGUAGAGGAGCUUUUGGAAUGGUAUAUUUAAAGCUUUCUGCCCAAAAAGGCUACCCGGAUGCUUGUUACGUAUACGGCAUCAUUUUGUACGCAAUGAGUAUGGAGGAUGAGGGAGUGAAGUUCUUGAAGAUUUGUGGGCAAAAUUAG
Messenger RNA from Cucurbita moschata (crookneck pumpkin), 510 nucleotides. RefSeq names its product putative F-box protein At1g67623. The record is from RefSeq and is a predicted model, not a curated record. Bases 1 to 510 code for a protein of 169 amino acids. NCBI's taxonomy places the organism in Eukaryota, Viridiplantae, Streptophyta, Magnoliopsida, Cucurbitales, Cucurbitaceae. The transcript is spliced from 2 exons.